CAAAUCCAGUUGCCGGCAAGUUUACUUGGUCAAUGAAUGAAAAUUCAGUUGUCGGGAAUAAUUCUUUGGCAAACUGUUGCUCAUAUGAUCAUGAUACGAUGGCUCGUAAUCAUAAUCUGCUGAUCGUUUUGUUUUUGUUAUCCAUUUGGACCAUAGUCGUGAAUUCUGAUCACGAAGACAUAGCCAAAAUCAUCGUGGUCGGUCCUGGUAUACAAAAUGUGCAGCUUGCUUUUCCCAGUCGUUAUUUCUUCAUUCUUCAUCAAAUUCCGAAGCUAGGUUCUGUAGAAAUUCGACCAAAGAAACGGCUGAAUGCUAGUCCUGUUCGUGGUUGCCACAUCUGGCCUCAAGUUUUCAAUCAGACUCGUUUCUGUAUUCGUCUAGCUUUUUCCGAUCUUCGUAAAUCGGUUGCGAGACUUGAAUCGUUAAACGAUGUUUUAGAUAUGGCCAACUAUUGCGAUGACGAGCAACCAUCAAACGGUUCGGAAAAUGAUGAUCAAUCAAUGGCCACAUACUGGAUGACUAUUGUUCGUUACAGCUUUCAUCGAGGACAUUGGCAAUGUGAUCAACCACUCGAAUUAGUGAUACACAGAGAAAAUGAUAGUCAGAUACCUAUCUAUAGAAGAUCUAUUACAAACCCAAAUAAACCAUUCUAUUCGGAACACUGUCCCUGUAUUCGAAAUGAAUGGUCACAACUUUCUCAAUGCGAUGCGAACGCCAAUCAACGGCUACACAAACGAAUCGAUCAGGAUUUAGCUCCGUUCCAAUCUGGCAUCAAUUUCACUGCCAUCUUAGACGAAGCUAUAAAUCGUUUCGGACAGCACCCUCAAGCAUAUGCUUUCUGUCAUUAUCGUAUCAAAAACAAUAAGGCAUACAAACGUUGCUAUGGCCAAUACGAUGGUUUUUCGAAAUUUUUUGAUCGUAUGCUAUUAUCAUUGAUGCGAAAAACUCAAUUAAGUGAUAGUCAAUUGCUUAUGAAUCUGGGCGAUUGGCCUUUAUCUCACAUACAAGACACUCAACCUUUACCCAUUUUUAGUUGGUGUGGUUCUGAAAAAACUAACGACAUCGUAUUACCCACCUAUGAACUAACCGAAUCUGUAUUAAAUGGCCAUGAUCGAGUUGCUACCGAUAUUCAAUCUACAUUUGGCAGUCAAUUUCUUGCUUUUAGUUUCAAACAAAAUCGUCUAUUUUGGCGUGGUCGAGAUUCGAACGAGGCUCGUCUGACAUUGAUUGAUCAAUCAAUGAGUACGCCUAGUCAUUACGAUGUGGCCAUUACAAAUUUCUUUUUCUAUCGCGAUCGAAUGACAAAAUACCGUACCGAUAAUACUACUACUAUACCAUAUGUACCAUUCAAACGAUUCUUUGAUUAUCGUUAUCAAAUUAACUUGGACGGUACGGUUGCUGCAUAUCGGUUUCCAUUCCUUUUGGCAGGCAAUUCUCUUGUGAUCAAGCAGCAAUCCCAAUAUUAUGAACACUUUUAUCAUCUAUUCGAACCAGGUAAACAUUAUGUUUCAGUAGAUGAAUCAUUGGACAAACUACCCAGUCUAUUGCAAAAUCUAAUUGAACAAAAAGAUUUGAAACCAAUCAAACGUAUGAUAUGGGAAGCCAGAAUGGCUGUCAUUCGAUGGCUAAUGCCUUCAACUAUUUAUUGUUACUAUUACAAAGCAUUGGAAUCAUAUAGCCAAUUGUUACUAACUCAGCAGACGCCAUUAGAUGAAUCGAUGCAUCUUAUCACCGAUGACGACGAUCUAAACUAUUAUGGAACAUGUCCUCAAGGCUGUCAACAACGUGAAACAUUUGUGAAAGAUGAACUAUGAUUGAGUUUCCAUUGUCUCUGGCUCAUUGAUUUAAAAAAAACAACUAUUUUCGGCUCUACUAAAUUAACUUUGUAUUCUCACAGUUCAUGUUUUUUUUUGUUUGUUGCGCAUCAAUGCGUUUGUCGGUCGCUUUCUUUUUU
Dermatophagoides pteronyssinus (European house dust mite) is the source of this 1954-nucleotide messenger RNA. Its product is annotated as protein O-glucosyltransferase 2-like. Gene Ontology annotation, cellular component: endomembrane system. Gene Ontology annotation, molecular function: glucosyltransferase activity. The record is from RefSeq and is a predicted model, not a curated record. NCBI's taxonomy places the organism in Eukaryota, Metazoa, Arthropoda, Arachnida, Sarcoptiformes, Pyroglyphidae.